AUCUUUUCUUUUCUCAUUUAAUGAAACUCGGGAACACAGUCUAAACUCCGGCCGAAUCGCCACCGCACACGGCGGCCACCAAACAAAAAAUGUCAUCCACCGACGACUACUCACCGACGGAAACCCUAAUCACCUUCAACAACCCAAUCCCUCUUCUCCGACACCCCACACCCUCCACAACCGACGAUUCCCUCAUCCUCUGUUUCCCAAACCCUAAAUCAUUCGCAACCGCAUACAACCAAUGCGAAUCAAACAUCAUAAACCAUUGCACAUCCGGAGCUCGGAUCGGGUGCUCCGUCAGCGCAUCAAAGAAUUGUGCACCGCCGUGGUGGAAAACCCUAGCCGGUGGUGGAGUAUCGAAACAUGAUUUGGAGGAGCGAGAGAAGUGUGAGGAGAGAGAAAUGGCGGAGUGUUUGGAAGGUUCGAGAGUGAGGUGUGUGAAGUUUGCGGAGGAUAAGUGUUGGCCGGCGUUUAGAGAUGCGAGAGUUGUGGUGGCGGGUGGUGGUGGUGAGGGGAAGAAGUGUGUGGUGGAGUUGGUGUCUAGGGUUUGGUUUGGGGGGAGGAGGAUUGGGGGUGUGGAGGUGGGUGGGUUGGAUGGUUCGUGGUCGAGAAUUCAGUCGAGGAUCGGGUUUAGGAUUGUUAGAGGGAGUGAUCUGCUGGAGAAAGAGGUUUGAACCUGCUAUGAAGCACGGGGACGGCUAUGAGCCUCUAGCACCCGUCCCGAGGACGGUUUGGGGACGGAAACGCGGUGGGGACGGCUGGGGACGUUUCCAAAAUGUAUCCUGAAAUCGGGGGACGGCAACCAAACGUUUCGGGGACGACAACCAAACGUUUCCUUUCAUUUUUAGGGUUCCAGGAAGAAGAUGAAGAAGUAGAAGACAGUGGGCAGCGGCGGCUGGGUUUUAGUCUUUAGGGUUAUGUAACUUAUGUAUUUUGACAUUUAGCCCCUCUAUCUUUCACUAGGUUCUA
This is a messenger RNA of Helianthus annuus (common sunflower), 969 nucleotides long. RefSeq lists its product as uncharacterized. Gene Ontology annotation, cellular component: plastid. The record is from RefSeq and is a predicted model, not a curated record. Bases 90 to 674 code for a protein of 194 amino acids. Lineage: Eukaryota; Viridiplantae; Streptophyta; Magnoliopsida; Asterales; Asteraceae. The transcript is spliced from 2 exons.